AUGCAUGCAUACAGCUCUCACUUCUCUCCCCUCACCCACUCCUCUUCCUCCUCUCUCCCCCUCCUCUCCCUGCUCUCCCCCUCACCUCUCCCUCCAUUCCUUUUCUCUUCCCUCCCCUCUCCUCCACUCCUCCACUUCUCUCCCUCCUCUUUCGAACUACCUUCCCCCCUCACUCUCCCCGUUCCACCCGUCCCCCUCCUUUCUGCCCAGGCAGUGAAAGAGCUGGCAAUCAACGUUUGCAUGAUGUUUCUUGAGAUGGAGGAGGGGCUCUACUACGAGUAUCAUUGCCAGUUCCCAAAGGAAAAAGUUAAUCUGCAGCUCUUUCCUAAGCUCAGCUCCUUCCUACCCCGUCUGGCUGCUUGUAGUGGCCUUGUCUAG
Messenger RNA from Closterium sp. NIES-65, 378 nucleotides. NCBI's taxonomy places the organism in Eukaryota, Viridiplantae, Streptophyta, Zygnematophyceae, Desmidiales, Closteriaceae. The record is from the annotation of a GenBank genome assembly.